Messenger RNA from Nymphaea colorata (pocket water lily), 1536 nucleotides. RefSeq names its product IAA-amino acid hydrolase ILR1-like 5. Gene Ontology annotation, molecular function: IAA-Ala conjugate hydrolase activity. Lineage: Eukaryota; Viridiplantae; Streptophyta; Magnoliopsida; Nymphaeales; Nymphaeaceae. Gene Ontology annotation, biological process: auxin metabolic process. Gene Ontology annotation, cellular component: endoplasmic reticulum. The record is from RefSeq and is a predicted model, not a curated record.
AUAUGGAGUACCGGAUCAGUUCGGUUCGGGUCGGGUCGAGUCUUGUCCUUAUAUGAGAUGAGGGCCUAUAUGACGGGAAGUUUCGUCUGCAGCCUACAAACCGUCGCAUGGUUUCGAGACUCUGCCUUUCUCAUCUCAUGGCGUCUUCUUUACUUGUCCGCCACCCCUUCGUUGCUGUCCUCCUCCUCUUAUUCCUUCUGUCUGCUCAGGCGGCUUCUUCUCGAGCGGGUUCCUACUCCAAGACUCUGCUGAGCUCGGCCUCUGCCGAGAGGGACUGGUUGGUGUCUGUCAGGAGGCGACUCCAUGAGAACCCGGAAACUCGAUUUGAGGAAUACAACACGAGCGCUCUCAUCAGGCGAGAGCUUGACCUUCUCGGAAUCCAGUACGAGUUCCCCUUCGCUAAGACCGGCGUCGUCGCCCAGAUAGGCUCCGGCGAGCAGCCCGUCGUCGCUCUACGGGCCGACAUCGACGCCCUUCCCCUGCAAGAAUUGGUGGAGUGGGAGCACAAGAGCACAAUCGACGGCAAGAUGCAUGCUUGCGGCCACGACGUCCACACCGCCAUGCUCCUCGGCGCUGCCAAGCUGCUGAACCAACGAAAGCAGCAUCUCAAGGGAACUGUGAGAUUGCUGUUUCAGCCUGCUGAAGAAGGUGGUGCAGGGGCACACCAUAUGGUUAAAGAAGGAGCUCUCGGGGAUUCUCAGGCAAUCUUCGGUAUGCACAUUGAGUCCGGACUGCCUACUGGAUCCAUCGCAUCAAGGCCAGGCCCAUACUCGGCAGCUGUCAGUUUCUUUGAAGUUGAGAUUCAUGGGAAGGGCGGGCACGCUGCAACGCCACAUUUGAAUGUGGACCCGAUUGUUGCUGCGUCCUUUGCCAUUUUAGCUCUUCAGCAUCUCAUUUCGCAUGAAGCUGAUCCACUUGAUGGCCAGGUGGUAUCUGUGACUUUUGUCGAAGGCAGUAGUGGGUCACUGAAUCUGGAUGCAAUUCCUUCAUCCACCAGGUUUGGAGGAACUCUACGAGCUCUCACUACAGAAGGGAUGUACCAGCUGAGGAAAAGGCUCAAGGAGGUGGUUGAAACGCAGGCGACUGUGCAUGGAUGCAAGGCAACUGUGGUCAUGGUAGACGAUAGCUAUCCAAUGUAUCCUGCAUGUUCAAAUGAUGAGAAGCUGCACCAACAUGUUCAGCGUAUAGGAAAACUCUUGCUUGGCGAACACAAUGUGAAAUAUGCAAGUAAAAUUAUGGCAGGGGAGGACUUUGCCUUCUACCAGCAGGUCAUACCUGGUGUGAUGCUUAACAUUGGUAUCAGGAACGAAGAGUUGGGGGCCAUUUACUACCCACAUUCACCUUAUUUCUUCGUUGAUGAAGAUGUUCUUCCUGUUGGUGCGGCUAUGCAUACUGCAUUAGCAGAGUAUUAUUUAAAUGAGCAUCAGGAGCAUGGAGAAGUUGAUAAUUUAUUUGAGGCACUUGUUAAUGAUGCAUCAACCAUGGCUUAGCAGACAUAUAUGCUGCAUGUAUAUUAAUAAAUUGGUUUUUCACUAA